AAACACACACACAGAGAGAGAGAGAGAGAGAGAUCCUUCACACCUAUCUUUCUCCUACCAUGGCUUCUUCCUCAUUUGUUAUCAAAACGCCCUGUUCAUCUGCCAAUAUUGGUCCUGGGUUUGAUGUGAUCGGCCUGGCAUUGUCGCUCCACCUUGAACUCCAUGUCACUAUUGAUUCCGCGAAAGCCUCACAACAUCCUCUGAAUUGUAUCGUCACAUAUGAUGAUCAAAGCAACAGCACGGAAGAGAUCAGCCUGGAUCCAGAGGUGAACUUGAUCACCCGUGUAGCUCUGUAUGUACUUCGAUGCCAUGAUCAGAGAGCGUUUCCCGCGGAGACCCAUGUCCAUAUUGUAAAUCCUAUUCCUCUGGGUCGGGGUCUCGGUUCGUCUGGUACCGCAGUGGUGGCCGGUGUGAUGUUGGGCAACGAAGUAGGCCGCCUUGGAUUGAGCAAGGAACGGCUACUAGAUUAUUGCUUGAUGAUCGAGCGGCACCCGGACAAUGUCGCUGCUUCUCUCUUUGGAGGCUUCGUCGGAACUUACUUGAACGAACUCAAGCCUGAGGAUAUAGCCCGCAUAGAGAUUCCACUGAGUGAAGUUUUACCCGCCCCGGCCGGGGGUAUCGAUACUGGCAUACGGCCUCCGGAGCCUCCACUUGGUAUCGGCCACUAUAGGAAGUUUCCGUGGGCCAAGGAGAUCAAGGCCAUUGCAAUCAUCCCAGAUUUUGUGGUGCCAACCGCCAACGCACGAGGUGUCCUACCCACUGCCUAUUCAAGAGCCGAUGUUGUCUUCAACUUGCAGCGCGCUGCCUUACUCCCUGCAGCAUUGGGCACGUCUCCUCCCGAUCCAGACAUGAUCUAUCUAGCCAUGCAAGACAAGGUUCAUCAGCCGUAUCGGAAGACCCUUAUCCCAGGUCUAACAGAAAUACUCAAAUCCAUGAACCCGAGCACGCAACCAGGUCUGCUUGGGAUAUGCCUAUCGGGAGCAGGGCCAACAAUCUUAGCUUUGGCUACUGAUAGGUUCACUGAGAUCGCAGAACGCAUCAUUGCUAACUUCGCUUCCAAUAAUAUAACCUGCCAAUGGAAGCUCCUUGAACCUGCCCAGGAUGGGGCUACAGUCCAUUAUUAACAUCAUUGCCUACCUUCCAUCAUAUAUGCUACCUACAUAGGGAUAAAUAGCGGUGAUGAAUAAAUAAUCCGUUACUUUAACCAUGGCUACGUUAUAAAGUGGGAUAUCUUCAGAGUGGUUCUUUCCUUUGCCGUGUUGGUAAGGGGUGGGCGAAAUCAGCAUACAUAUUUUCUUAUUUCUUAAACAAAAUUUACUUAUAGGUAGGGCUCUUAGAGAAGUAUAAAGUGAAGUUUAG
Aspergillus pseudonomiae is the source of this 1359-nucleotide messenger RNA. RefSeq names its product homoserine kinase. Gene Ontology annotation, biological process: L-threonine metabolic process. Lineage: Eukaryota; Fungi; Ascomycota; Eurotiomycetes; Eurotiales; Aspergillaceae. Bases 60 to 1124 code for a protein of 354 amino acids. Gene Ontology annotation, molecular function: homoserine kinase activity; ATP binding. The transcript has 3 exons. The record is from RefSeq and is a predicted model, not a curated record.